This is a messenger RNA of Eruca vesicaria subsp. sativa (arugula), 1760 nucleotides long. The record is from the annotation of a GenBank genome assembly. NCBI's taxonomy places the organism in Eukaryota, Viridiplantae, Streptophyta, Magnoliopsida, Brassicales, Brassicaceae.
CAUUAUUUUCAAUACCGCCCCACUUCGUUUUAAUAUUUGUGCAUUUCGUCCUGAAAAUUUUAAACAUUAAACAAAAUCACAUACUUAAAAGGCUCACGUACAUGGGCCAUUUUAUAAGGCCCAACAACAUACAAUAAAGCCACCUUCAAUAAAAACUCCACGCGCACUUAAGAUAAAAACUCACGCGCCACACAUUCAGUGUUUGAUCAGAGCCGACGACGAUGGAGAGAAACAUCGAGAAGAUGCUAAACAGAGUCUCAACCGCAUUCAUAAUCAUCGGAACCCUAAUCAUGUUGCUAAUGAUCCUCCAAACCCCGAAAACAUGCAUCUCACCAGAAGCACCUUCAAAGCCCCACACACACUUCCCAAGAUCCACCUGCGACACCUCCCCAAGAAAACACCUCCCUCUUCACAAGAAAAACGCCCGCCUCUGGUCAUCCAACGCCUGGAAGACACGUGUCCUCUCCUUCUCCGAUUACUUCCUCCGUCUCCGCGACCUCGGGCUGAUCCACAACCACACCAAGGCCCUCUGCCUCUCGGCGGGAGCAGGACACGCGCCGAUGGCGAUGGAGCGGAUCGGGUUGGGGGAUGUUACGGGUGUGGAGUUGGUUGAUUCUGGUCCGGUUGUGAGGAAGGCUGAUCCUCAUGACUUGCCGUUUUUCGAUGGGGUGUUUGAUUUGGCUUUUGAUGGGAAUCUUGGGGAGGAUCUGUUUCCCGGGAGGGUUGUUGAGGAGAUGGAGAGGACGGUGAGGAAGGGUGGGGUUUGUGUUGUGGCGGUUGAGGAGUGUGGUGGGGAGGGUGUUAGGGAGGUUGCUGGUCUUUUUUUGAGGUCUAGGGUUGUUGAUGUUGUUAAUGUUACGUUGGAAGGGUUGAGAAAGACUAGUUUAGUAUUUAAAGUUGGAGAUUUUAAGACAUGACUCUCUGUUUUGUCUUUAUCGAUGUUUGGUUUUUGAGAGGUUGUUGUGUAUUAUAUAUUUUAUUCUUACAUGAAUGUGUUUAUCUUAUCUUUCCUUGUUUGGUUCAUUCCUGGUGGUAUAUAUGGUAGAAAGUGGACUUCGGGUUUGAUUGGUUGGAGAAGAAGCUGAAUGACUUUAGAAGGGUUGAAAAGGACUAGUAUAGUAGUUAAAGUUCAAGACUUUAAGACAUGACUCUGUUUUGUUUUAUCAAUGUUUUUUUUUUUUAUCUAUCCUUGUGUACAUGACUGUGUUUAUCUUAUCUUGUGCCUUCUACUUAAAUCUAGAGUACUUGUUUGGUUCAUUCCUGGUGGUAUGUAUGGUAGAAAGUGGAGUUCAGGUUUGAUUGGUUGGAGAAGAAGAUGAGUGACUUGACGUAGAAGGAUAACGAAAGGAAAGGAGAUGAUUCGAGGCAGAGAUUGAUUGAGGCAACAGCUCAUGUUGUUCUGUUCUGAUUGUAUCAUUUGUAAUGUUUUUUUUUUCCAAGAUCAUCUUCUUACAGGUUUUCUCAUUGUUAAAAAUGGAACACGUUCUGCAUUUGAAAUGUGGACAUUACAGGUUUUAUUGGAAUGAUGUCGUGUUAAGUAGCGUUAAACAAUCUUAGCCUGCUUGCUCUUCGGAUAGCGUAGCCUUCUUGCUCUGUAUCAGAAACUCUCAAGCUGCUGCUGCUGAUGCUGAUGCAUAUUAGAAUCUGAGUUCAGGUUCCACGUCCAUUGUCCACUUAAGUUUCUCCAUAAGAGGCUUGUUCAAUAUUUGUAUAAUGAGAUGUUAUUGAACUUUAUUACUAGACGCUGUUUCUUCUUUUUU